Ascochyta rabiei is the source of this 2151-nucleotide messenger RNA. Its product is annotated as Ran-specific GTPase-activating protein 30. Lineage: Eukaryota; Fungi; Ascomycota; Dothideomycetes; Pleosporales; Didymellaceae. The record is from RefSeq and is a predicted model, not a curated record. The transcript is spliced from 3 exons. The coding region runs from base 1 to 2151 and encodes 716 amino acids. Gene Ontology annotation, cellular component: cytoplasm; nucleus. Gene Ontology annotation, molecular function: GTPase regulator activity.
AUGGACGCGUUGCUAGCAAAGGUCACCCAACAGGCCAUGAGCUAUGCUAUUCGCAGUGGCAUAGCCAUCACCAGUACCUAUGCAAUCAAACAAUGCGGCCGACUAAUGAAAACGGUCGAUGGCCAAGAGAAGCAAGAGCUCGCAGCUUUACAGUCACGGCUCGACUCGAAAAUCAAGAUUAUAUCGCCAGCAAUAGACAUGAUCGAGCUGAUCUCGGCACGUGGAAACACAACGCUUGAAUCAGCAGUGACAUUGACCAAGUCUCUGAGAUGGGACAUUCAAUCCCUCGGCAGCCGCGUGGAAAAGGCUGUUGUGGAGGAGCAGCUUUCUAGGAGAGGCAGCUCAAGAGCAAAGUCACGCGCGCAGAAUGACAUUGAGCUGAGAUUCAUCAUCGCAGAGAUGAAGCAACUGCUAGCCCGCAUCGAAGACGCAGUACCCCUCAUCAACCUUGCCAUCACAACGUCAGGAGUAAGCUUGUCCACCAAUCUGCCCCCAACUGUCUCUCCUUCGAGGCUGCUGCAGGCCAGCACCUUCCUCACUGCUGGAGAUUCGCACUACUGUAUGUCGAAACCCAGGGCACAGCAGAUUGGGCCGACGUUCACGCUCUCAAUGUAUAUGUUGUUCUCAGGCUAUGCUGUGCCAACUCACGAAGAGCUGCUUCGCGAACGCGAGACAACAUGGAAGGAGGUCAUGCACAAGGCUCGAGUGACGCUGCUGAGGGUACCGCUAGAGAACGUCUAUGACUAUCCAGUCCCAUUCGGCACACGGACUAGUAAGGCUGAUGAAGGUAACCAUCGCCACAUCCCGUCCGAGAGUGCGCUACAUGAGUUUGCGUACCAACUUCUCAUUGUCGAAGAUCUGGAUGACGGCCGUUUACACACGUUCGAAGACGAUGAGCCUCAGCCUGGGCCAUAUGACGGCGUUGACCAAGCAGGCGUUCGAGAAAUCAUUCCCAUUCACGAAAUCUCAAAGAUCUUCUACGCCGAUACGGGCAAAAUCUUGAACAUCGGCGGUGAUGGUGAAGCAAACAACCCAAUACUGUUGCUGAAGCGAGACGUGAACGCGCCGCCUCCGCGCCGGAUGAUGGAACAUGAGCCUGUAGACACAGGGUACCAGUCAGACGACUCGCACACAGUAGGCGAAGACGACCUAGACCAGUCUGAGCUGGAUGCACAGUUUCGACGUGAGUCGACCGCUGAAGUCGCAGAGGAAGAGGCAGUGCAGGACGAACCCCCAACUUAUCCAUGGCGCCUACCACCAACACUCGAUCUGGAGUGGAUGGCAUUCGAGGUGUAUCAAGAAGAGGUCGACUCGGAAUCCGACUUCGACGACGACACAGAAGAGACAGCGUUGGACACAUCAACAUCCUCAGCCACCGCGGCAGACCCAAGUCGCUCGCGCUCAGAGUCACCCGGUCUCCUCUCGAGUCUUUCCAACCUCAACCUUCAGCCCUCGACACCCCCCACACAAUCCGGACAAGUCGUUCCCUCGCCCGACAAAGCCGCCAUCCCAACCCACCAGACCUCAACCCCUCCAACAACGCUCCCACCCAUCAAAACCUCCCUAUCCAUGCUCGAAAUGCUAAUCCGCCUCACCGCCCUCCAACAAUUCCAGCAAUCCUCCCACCUCGCCAUCUCCGACGAGUUCCUAACCUUCUUCCUAAGCGAAAGCAGCACAGUCGGCAGCGGCGGCGACUCUGAGCUGCGACGGCGCGCAAGGCGAGAAGCACGAGCACGAGUAGGAUUCGACCCGUACGACGAAAGCCCAAUCAAGCGCCGUGGCGAAGCCUACCAAGCCCAGGCACGACACAACGAGCGCGAAGGCUUCGACGAAGCGGACCAUACACCCUACACCAACCGCAGCAGCAGUAGCAGCAGCGCGCAGUACGAUUACGUCGGCUACCCGACCAACAGCCGCUCCGGGGCCAGCACACCGCUCUCGCGCGCCGGGACCCCGAACCCGCCGUCUUCCGGCGCGAGGAGUCGGUCCACCGUCGAUGUGUCGAGCUUGAGUCGUCCCAGCCAGGCCGCUGCGUCGAGUCCUAGUCCGCUGCUGAGGAGGGCUACGACGCAGACGGGGCUGGAUAGGGGUCUGCGGUUUAGACAACCCAGGUUUCCUCCACCGCUGCCGCAGACGCCGCCGGGGAGUUGA